AUGAGCCUCCACAAUUGCACCGCCGAUAUCGAAGCCAACUACAAGCCUAUUGGUGACGCCGACCCCGCGACGGCCAUCGCACCCGGUGGCGCCGUCCCACUCAGAUCACCGACAGCCAUCACCUUUUACCGGCUCACGAUCCUCGCCAGCUUCUUUCAGACGAUUGCUGCACCGCUCAAUACGUCCAUUUUUGCCUUGUACCUGCACGGCGCGCCACCCACCGUCGCGCAACUAACGUCACUGCAAGCCAUUGCAUGGUCGCUGCGCGUGGCUUGUGCCAUGUGCUCAGAUACCAUCAAACUCGGCGGCUACCGGCGCAAGCUCUGGCUGCUAAUGGGGUGGAUCAUCACGACUACAAGUGUCGCUGUGAUGGCGUUCUCGGACUUUGGCCCGCCGUACUGUGAUCCCAAUGUCAAUCCCGGGUGCAUGCGCACAGCGCCCACCAACGCGAAAAGCCAGAUCUACGACUUGUCGGCGCCCAGUCGCGUGCGCUGGUACCGUGUUCCCACGUUCUUUUCGGCGGUCGGCAUGGUCAUGGUGCAAACGACGCUCGACGGCGCCAUGGUCGAGAUCGCCCACCGGGAGCCGGUCGAUAUUCGCGGCCAAUUCCAGACGGUCGCUGUACUCGUUAGCGGUAUCGGUGCGGUGCUGACUCGUGUUUUGCUGCAGUUUGGCUUCAACGAAAAGCGCUACGGCGGCAAUUACGACUACUCGGCGGGGCCUCACGUUGCAUACGGCAUUCUCUUUGGUCUUGGUCUCCUGGGUUGUGUCGCGACGGCCUUGCGCUUCGAAGACACGCUCAGCCCAAUCGAAGAGUGUUUCAACUGGUGGCGCCAACUCUGGUCACUGCUACAAACGCGCGCAGUCUACCAGCUCCUAUCGUUUCGCUUGCUCACGAGCGUCUUUCAGAGCACGUCGGGACCGUCGGUGAUGAAUUGGGUCACCAACCUCGAUUUUGUGUGGACCAAUGUCGUUCAGCGCGUUCCAUUUACCCCGACGUUGAUUGUCAUCUUCUUCAAGGGCAUGGGCUGGAACUGGCGCAAGGUCGUCUUCAUCACGACCCUCGGCAGCAUCGUCGUCACGGCGAUCCCGGUCCUCUGUGUCACGUGGAAUGUCUGCCGCAACGCGUACUUUUACGUCCUCAUCCUUUGGCUCUCCUUUGUGGGGAACUGA
Molecule: messenger RNA, 1173 nt
Organism: Saprolegnia diclina VS20
Lineage: Eukaryota; Oomycota; Saprolegniomycetes; Saprolegniales; Saprolegniaceae
Exons: 2
Coding region: 1-1173 (390 amino acids)
Source: RefSeq, a predicted model, not a curated record